UUUACAUGUUUGGGUCAAAACACGUGUAUUUGUCGUUUGAGAUGUCGGCGAACAUCAGUAAUGUUGACGUUAUUCUAGACACAGUGGAUCUGGAUGUACCGUCCUGUCCUCAUGGACCUGCACUGCUAUUCAUCAAGUAUGACCAGGAUGGUGAGAAGCCAGGCAAACAGAGAAAGUUCUUUGCAUGUUCAGCCUUCAGAGACAGAAAACAAUGUCGAUUCUUCCAGUAUGCAGAUGAAAAAAUAUCAAAAGAAAAGAUCGAGGAACGCAAGCUAACUAACAAGGGAAAUUCUCCCAAAUAUUCCCAUGUUGAUCUGUGGAAUCGAUGUCAGCGUCUACGAGACACACAGCUCCAUGAUUCUGCCCGAGUAUACUGUCACACAUGUGAUCUUCUGUUGCUUCCAGAGGAACACAAGGACCAUAAGGGUCACACACUUAAGACAAAUAUCUCAUGUUCCCAACUUCAGCAUCCUACAGAGCUGUUCCAGCCACACAACAACAACAAGACAUAUGCUCAAUAUCUGUUUGCAAGCUCUGCAGUCACAUUCACCUUACAGACCCUGGACAAAAUUGGUGUCACCCAUGUACUUUGUGUCGGGGCUCCAAGAAUACAUGAAGCUAUCAUCAACAGAAGUGGAUCCAAGGGCCACUCAACAAAUACCCUGCUGCUAGAUCUGGAUGCAAGAUAUAUGCAGGUGUACUCAUCAUCACAGUUCUGCCGCUUCAAUAUGUUCAACUUCCAUUUCUUUGACUCAGGAACUAGUGAACAAGUGUAUCAAGACUUUGUAACUCCAAGCCACCAAAAACGUGUUGCCAUAGUAACAGAUCCUCCAUUUGGGGGAAUGGUAGAAGCUCUGGCAAGGACCAUGUCCCGGAUCAUGUCUGACUGUGUUCUUCAGGACAAGGGUGAAGAAGAGGUUGUCACUGUUCCGGUGCUAUGGUUCUUCCCCUACUUCCUGGAGAAGAGGGUAACAGAUGGUAUUCCCGCCCUGCAUAUGUUAGACUAUAAGGUUGACUAUGACAACCACAGCUUGUUCUCAGCAAAGAAGAAGAAGGGGUCCCCAGUGAGGAUCUUCACCAACCUUCCUGCAAGGCAGAUCCCGCUACCUAGCAACCAGGGAUACAGGUGGUGUGAGAUGUGUGAGCGCUACUCUGCCGAGGAGAACAAACACUGUGGCAAGUGCGGCUGCUGUCCGUCCAAGGAUGGAACAAGUUAUAUUCACUGUGAUACCUGUGAACGCUGUGUGAAGCCCUCCUGGGUGCACUGUAGUAUAUGUAAUAGAUGUCAGCUACAAGACCACAAGUGUGGGGCAAGCAGAGAGUCAGGCUGCCAUAUAUGUGGACAGAGUGGUCACAAGAGGAGGGACUGCCCCCUGAAACACCUGUCAAACAGGAAAAGGAAGAAAGAAUUAUUAUCCCACUCAUCAGCUGCAGUGUCACUGUCAAAGAAAAGGAAGAAAACAGGAAAAAGAAAGUAAUUUGAAUUGAGCCUAUUUGUUUUGUCUGACUUAUGCAUGUUCCUCAAAAGAGGUAUAAAGUUAUUAAGGAAUAUGCAACUGUUUUUACAGUUCAUAAUAUUUUAUCAUUACAUUUACGUGUUAAGGUAAUAUACAGAGUUGAAUGUUGAUUCCUAUGAAACAAAUAAGCGAACCAGGAAGAGUCCUUAAAAGAACAUAACAAAUGUGAUGUAUCUGACACUUGUAUUCUUAAAUUUACUAAGUUCACCAAUCAAUCCAAAUCACUACAAAGGUAUCACUAUGACAGUACAAAAUAGAGUGGCAGUACAGAUUCGGUGUUGAUAGAAUACAAGAGCAGUGGUUACAAAAAUAUAGACAUUGAUUGUAAUAUUCACCUCUCAGCAACGGUAAUCCAACUUGCAAAACAGGCCUUAAUGGAGUAUCUUGGGUUUAGUGAUGACCACACUCAAUGCUGGUCUCUAACUCCCCUUUGGGGCGGUAGCCUAGUGGUUAAAGCGUUCGCUCGUCACGCCGAAGACCCAGGUUCGAUUCCCCACAUGGGUACAAUGUGUGAAGCCCAUUGCUGGUGUUCCCCAGCCGUGAUAUUGCUGGAAUAUUGCUAAAAACGGCGUAACACCCAACUCACUCACUCACUCUAACUCCCUUUCUAUAAUACUCUCUGAGGCAGUAGAUUUCAGAACCAGCAUCCUGUAGUACUAUCCAGAUCUUUCUGCCUAAAUCUAGUACAAGUCUAAAUAUAUCACCCCACUGUUCUGUACUGAAUCUACAGGUACAAUGUGUAACAGUGAGAAAAUUGUUACACAAUGUACAACAUGCCUUAAAACAGCAUGAAAAGAUUAUGCUUCUCAUGUUACACACACUUAACAGUAACACCUUUCCAGUUAGCUCCAGCAUAAAUCUGUUUGCUUAUAACCAGAAAACUGUUGAUAGAUUGAUGUACAAAUUGUUCUGUGAAUGAUUCAGAUAUGCAAUAAAGUGUUUCCAGAUGUUCUUGAUGCCAAAAAUGUGUUUGCAUUGGAUCCUUUGUAUUCAAAUUGUUUUUAACAUGAAAACUUUAAUAAACUAAGAAGACAGUAAUGUGAAUGAUGUAUCAUAUGUGACAAGGUAUGACUGUAGAUAAUAUUGUUUAUGUGUCACCAUAAUGUGUUCUUUACUAGGAAGUGUAGUUGAUGUUAUCAACUUACAGGUGUUGCUGUAGUUUGAUUCCCCAAGGUGUGCUUGACAUGAAGAGUUAAUAGCCACUAACUGUGUGCCAUGUUCCUGAUGGAUGUUAGUGUCAAGAUAGAAAGUUCAUGUCUAUUGUAUGGGUGACAAGGACACUUCAUACUAUAUAUAUAUAUAUAUCUUCAAUGUAUUUGUGAAAAAAUAAAAUUGUCUCACUGUG
Haliotis rubra (blacklip abalone) is the source of this 2862-nucleotide messenger RNA. RefSeq names its product rRNA N6-adenosine-methyltransferase ZCCHC4-like. The transcript is spliced from 12 exons. Lineage: Eukaryota; Metazoa; Mollusca; Gastropoda; Lepetellida; Haliotidae. The coding region runs from base 6 to 1478 and encodes 490 amino acids. Gene Ontology annotation, biological process: rRNA methylation. The record is from RefSeq and is a predicted model, not a curated record. Gene Ontology annotation, cellular component: cytoplasm; nucleolus. Gene Ontology annotation, molecular function: rRNA (adenine-N6-)-methyltransferase activity; nucleic acid binding; zinc ion binding.